AGCUUGGGGCUUGGGCCGAGUGGUGACGUAGGGCCGUCCCGUUGCAGGAUAAUAAGCAGUCAUCUGGCGGGAACACUGUCUUCUCUGCGCUGAGCUCCGGCGAUCCAUUUACCUUGCUGUCGUUAAGUAGCUUCUCUUCCGGCGAAGUUCUUGUUACAGGCUGAUCCAUCGCGUGUGAUGGAUUCGGAUCUGGUCGAUUCAGGGUUGCAGGCGGUGACCUCCGAUACGGAAAAGCUAUCCAUCAAUGAUCCGCUCACUAAUGAGUUUGCCUCUCUCAACGACGUGUGCCACGAGCUUUCCUCUCUACAGGAGCUCGCUGCCCGUGGCUCCUGGCGCUCGAUAAUCGACAAGGUUGCUCGAGCAAGGGCUCUCUCACUUCUCAAAAAACCCCACGAUCAUCUCUCCUAUCUCGCCUACAACGUCCUCGCCUUCACAAAACUGCGCCGUUUCAAUGAAGCAUCUGCUGAGCUCGAUUCCAUGGAAGAUCUCAACAGUUCUCACUACCAGUACGAAACAUAUCCGAAGAUUUAUCCUAAUCGAUCCGGUUCCAUGGUGCCUUUCUGCAUUCGGUGGCUUCACGCGGUGGUCCCUAUUAAAUUAGGUCAACGCCAGGAAGGUAUAGAUAGGAUGUACAUUCUCCUUGAUUUUGUGCGUGAGAAGUUGAAGGAGAAGGAAAUGAAAGGUCUUGGUGUUUCUCUUGAUGUGUGGAGAAAAAGGGAGGUGUUUGUAAUGAAUUCAAUAAUCGGGUACCACUUGACCAACAAAGAGUUUAGUGUAGCAUUGAGUUUGAUUAAAGAUUUGCUUAAUCAUGAUUCUUCGGAUGCCACAUUAAUUUCGAAACUAGGGUAUAUUCAAAUGCAAAUUGGUGAUUUAGAGGGCGCGAAAGCUUCGUUCAAUCAGAUCGAGGUUUUGAUGAAAGAGAAUAAGACUAAUGGAUCACUGAGCGAGACUGAGCUUAAGAAUCUUGUGAGCCGAAAUAAGGCCUUAGUAUAUAUGGUUGGGAAGGAUUACAUCUCCGCUGUGAGAGAGUAUGAAGAGUGCAUUGACAGAGACCAUGCGGACGUACUGGCUAUAAAUAAUAAAGCCCUUUGUUUGAUGUAUUUGAGGGAUUUGUCUGAUUCCAUCAAAGUCCUAGAAAAUGCGCUUGAAAGAGUUCCUACGGUGGCUCUGAAUGAGACGCUUGUUGUGAAUUUAUGUAGUAUGUACGAGUUAGCGUAUGUUAAUCACUCUGAUAUCAAGAAAACGCUCAGCAAUUGGAUAGCACGUGUUGCUCCGGAUGACUUUGAUGCAACAUGUACCCGAGCAUGAGUGAAGUGCAAUGUGGCUUCAAUCUGGUUUGUGUGAUAGAAUAAGGUAUUCAGGAAUGAAGGAAUCAGGUGAAUGGGAAUCAUUGCAUCCCAAUGAGCUUGAUGCUUUGUUUAAUGAGCCCCUAGUGAAAUUAUGGACGAUACAGCCCGUUCGGAAGUGUUAUUCCUAUAUUGUCUUCUACUAUUUUUGCGUAUGUUGAAUUGGUCUUUGGAAAUUCGAAGGUUCAGCAAAACAAUAGCUUAAAUCAGUGAAAUGUCUUAAUGAAUCUGCCUCAUAGCUGGUAUCUGGCAAAGGUUUCCACUAUGCUUGAGGGGAAUCUUUUGAAGUAGGGGUUCAUGGUGCUAAAACUAUGUGAUUGGCCCUUGUGGUAUUUUCACGUGUGAUUAUCAGUGAAACUUUCAUGUGACAAACAUGUGGCCUUUAUUGAUGAUAGAUUGACUGUCUUCCAAAUUACUGCGUCCCCUUCAUUUAUCUAUCGUACACUAAUCCGAUAGUUUUCUUGAUUUGCCUCUUGUAAUACUAACAGUUUUGAUCUAUGGGAAAAUCAUAUUAGUUAUAACU
This is a messenger RNA of Neltuma alba, 1869 nucleotides long. Its product is annotated as trafficking protein particle complex subunit 12. Lineage: Eukaryota; Viridiplantae; Streptophyta; Magnoliopsida; Fabales; Fabaceae. The record is from RefSeq and is a predicted model, not a curated record. The coding region runs from base 178 to 1308 and encodes 376 amino acids. The transcript has 2 exons. Gene Ontology annotation, molecular function: protein binding.